GGGGUCUUCGUUUGGUGUGGCAGAAAUUAUUAUUAUUAUUUGUUUUUAAAUAAUUCGAUUAAAAAUUGAAGUGAGAAGAAAUUAGCUAAGAAAAAUGACGUCAUCGUUUGAUACCGAGGGCCUUAUUUUUUCGUCAUUUUUUGUGUGUGGAUGAAAAUAACGAGGUGGACUUUGUGUAACAAUGACGUAACUGUAGGGUGAGGGGAGAGAGAAACUAUGUUUCCAUAUUGACAUAAAGGCCAACGAUGAAGAGGGGAGGAAGGGCCUGUCUGCAUACACAGGUGUAUGAUUUGCUCUAAUGAUUCGGAAGAAUAGAAUGUACUCAAGUAACGAAUGAAACGUGUUUCUUUCUUUGACGAUAUAAACCCGAUUUUUUUUAUAAACCCUGGAUGACGUAACAGCUGCUUUUCUGAAUGAUCAAACUUGUUUAAAACUCAAUUUGUUGUUGUUGUUGUGUGCGACUAUAAAUAGCGGAACACGUUUGAAUUGAAUUUAAACAAGUCCCAACUGUUUGGCGUACAUUUCAAUUGUAACGAGGGCCUUUUCUUUGUGUAAUCAUCGGUGCCCUAUAACUAAAGCCUUUUCUAUCUGUUUAUAUACAAGAUCGAGUGUUAAUGGAGCUCGUGAUUUGUGGUGAACACACAAGAGCUUUAUAUAUACAAUACGUAGACAAUCUCUAUUCGAAAGUAGUAUAGGCUACCUUGAUGAUCAUCCACACAUUCGUUGUAUGGUGAAUGACAUGGGUCAAUACCCUUGUGCACACAAUCUGUUAUGGUUUGAAUUUCAUUCGUGUGUGCAUCCCUCUCUUUUCUCUUUGUAUACACAACCCACCCCCACUAUGUCAUAAUCUCUGCCUUACAAUCCUCUUUUGUUGUGUAUGUACAACAGAACUAUAACGUGCCAAAAGAGAAGGGGGAGAUGUGUCAAGGGGGGCACAGAAAAGUAGCAAUACACAUCCGGCGGGAAUUUGAAAGAAAAAAUCCAUGUAAUUCAAUCUAUACGAAGGAAGGAUAAUAAAAUCACGGCUGUAUAUUAUUAGAUGACAUCAGAAAUCUAUUUUCAGCAAAAAAAAGAGUAAUCCAUCUGGACAACUGUUUAUUGCCACACGAUUGAUUAGCUGAUUUUCAUUUACAGUGAAAUGUAUACUAUGUAUACACACAAUGAACCGCAAUCAUCUUAUUUAAUGAGAUGACGGAGUAUAUAAUAGCAUCAAAGGUACAUAACAAUCGAUGUUAGACAACAGAGGCCGUCUCUCCUGUAUUUUGUAUCCGCUUCUAGUAUAUACGUACUUCCUUUCAAACAUGUGAUGUCGAGUGCUGGGGCUCUCCAUCGUCCUUUUGUUUCUUUUCGUGUUACGAUUCUACGCGACACACAGUACACACUAUAUAGAAUAAAGUGGCAUGGAACAGUCUCAUAUCGUCCCAACAUUUUUUGUUUUUUUUUGUUUUUUCGUUUCUUUUCUUUCCCCGGCGUGAGUACGUUACCAUAUGGCACUGCACACACGGCCCUACGCGGUCAUGCAAUGUCAUCAAAUGUCUCCACCCUCCUUUCUUUCUUCGCCCCCCUCUAUGUACACACAAUUUUUUAUUUUGAGCGUUAUUCCCUUUGUAACGUUUACGCGUCUUUCAAUUUGAAUUUGAAAAAGAUGCAAGCGAUUCAAAUGAGGGCAUCGGUGUAGCCAUUUGCGUUGCGAUGAGCUAAUGCGGGGUAGUUGUAUUGAGUCGUCGCUCGUGCAUUUUGUAUGCAUAUAUACGACUCUAUGUACAUAAAGCAUUCACGAUAAAAAAAUGAUGUGUUGGAUGUGGCCGUGUACAAAUAAAUCGACUGUUCUUGACCUUUCUUACAGCCAUUAAUGUAGGCGACCACCUGAUGAUGCAUACGAAAUUAUCUGUUUUUGUAUACAAAUGCAACCAUUCACGUACAGUAGCAGAAAAGCACAAAUGGAUGGGUCACAAACGGGGAUCUUCAACUGUUUCACGUUCAAUCGUGAACGUUAUUAGUUGUUACUGAAUAUGCAUAGACUUUUGUUAUUAAAAAGAGCAAGGAGGAAAGCCAACGUGUAUUGAGAUGUAAGGUCUUGUUAAAUAUUUCAAGUCCACAGGCAACACAUAACUCAUUUCAUUUUAGAACGUUCAACGACGCAUGCAUACAUAAUUCCCAUUUCACGACCCAUACCUUCAACAAAAACAAAAGCAAACCCCAUACCAAACUUUUGCUGAGAUUGUCUCGACUAUUUUUAGAAUGACUCUUAAUUUUUCCUUUAUUUAAGGCUUUACAGGCCUGGUAUAUAAAAUAAUUAUGAAUACGUGGGUUUAGGAUUUUUCGGGAACUUUUUUUAAAUAUCCUCUUCUCUUUUUAUCUUUCAAUUUUAAUAAUUGCCGUCAUAACUGUGAACUGUUUCCGAAAGAGAAAGGCGACGCUUAAAGCCAAAAGUUUUGUUCAUCAAAGCGAAAGAAAACGAGGGGGAGGGGGAGAGUCCUGAAUCUGUAAAUGGCGCUAAAGACAAACUAAAAUAGGCGAGGCUGUUUCGUGAUGCUGUUUUCACGGGCCACAUAGAUGAAUGAGCGGCGCAAACGCGGGGGCCAUCUCUAAUUGGUUGACGUCGAUAGCGUAUAGGAAACGCUACAACUCCUCCCACCGAUAGCCGAGUUUUGGGCGGAGCCUUUUCCUUAUUCCACACGUCUCUAUACACGCUGCGAACUCCACCCCGAUCAAGGUCCCGCAGAGGCAAGAGAAAAAGAGGAGCACUGCGGCAAGAGUAACAGCAGUAAUAUAGAUGAGAGUGAGACAGAGAGAAGCGAAACAAAAAUUUAGGUCCGGUGCACACAAGUUUGACACGCUGUUCGUUCAGUUGCCGGACUGCCAUAUACCCCCAUUUGAUGAGCGCCAAUUCAUCUUUUAUUGUUUCUCGUUCACGCUCGCACCUCACCCUCCUCUAAAGAAGGGGUCCUUCUACGAAAGAGAACGUACACACAAAAGGAAAACGAGUUGCGAUUCUAGUCACGUUUCGUGCUGCGUGUUUUGUUUUGUUUGUUUUUUUUUCAAAUCGGUUUCGUGAAGUCGGUUGUUUUCUAAUGCAGACCAGUUGUCUUUAACCGAUUCCCAUAACAGAGCCGCCAUCUUUUUCGAUACGUGUAGAACACACGAUUGAUUUCACCCGCCUGGUGUCCAGUUAAAGAACAGAAGUACAAUUGCUGUAGCUAAUCGAUUUCAGAGGAUCUACGCGGGAAAUUCAAAGUUACAUUUUAUUUUCAUUUUUUUUUAAACUCGUGUUGUGUUGGUGUGUGUGUGUGUGUAUGUUGGCCGCUUGAAUCAUUGAUCGAAACGACAUGAUGUACGCGACGGACAGUAAGGAAAGCAUCCACCAUCAUCACCAUUCAUCGCCGAGUAGCGGUAGCAGUGGCAAUGGCGGUAGCGGUAACAACGGCAAACCCAUCAUCACUUCGGCUGCGGCUGCGGCUGCGGCCGCGGCAGCCGCCGCAGCAGCCGCCGUCGUCAACGCCGGUAAUUCGUCGUGCUACUCUUCCGCAGCCGGCCGAUUUUCGCCCACUUCCUACCGCACAUCCGCCGCUGAAUCUAUGAGACGUUGCAUGACAAAUUCCCAGAGUCGGGACUAUGGCGGAGGAUUUCUGUACGGCCAACCGGAAUUGUUUGGAAGUCUUGGCGAUGGUUUACUAGCCGCACGAUCGGAAGCUCUGGCUGCUGCAUCGUCUGGCGGAGGUGGCGGAAGUGGAAGCGAAUCGUUGAAACCGUUGCGUAAUCAUCACGACGGCAAUGGAUUCCUUCACGGUCACGUCCCUUCGUCCGUCUCCGUUACGGCAACGAUCCAGUCCAGCCAAAAUGGACGCCAACAUCAGAUGGGGCAUCCGUCGCUGGAUACGAUGGAAAUGAUGGAAGCAUUAUCGGUCAGCACUUCCGUCGGCGGAUCGUUGAAUUCCAUGUCGUCCGAUCAGAACGGGAUGUCGUCUGGCAACGGCGGAUUGGGUCAUCAGCACAAUCCGUUCGGAAACGGAGGCAACGGAAGCGGAAACAGCGGUCACCAUCAUCACAAUUCCGGUGGAGGAGUUUCAAUGUCGAAUCAUCCGGGAUUGCACGGCAUGUACAGUCACGCGGCCAUGGCCAGCAACGCCAUGAUGGCGUCGCACAGUCACCACCAUCAUCACGCGGCGGCUGCUGCGGCAGCGGCCGCAGCAGCCGCCGCCGCCGGACUAUCCGGCCACCAUCAUCAGCACAGUCAUCCGCACGGACAUCCGCAUCACAUGUCAAUGGCUCCUCAUCACGCUCACGCGGCCGCAGCUCACGCCCAUCAGUUGCAUCAGCACAGCAACGCUGGAAGCAACAACGGGAUGGCCGGCAUGGCUGGAAUGGCCGGCAUUCCGCUCGGCAUCCACGAUACGGAUUCUGAUCCUCGAGAGCUGGAAGCGUUUGCCGAACGAUUCAAACAGCGUCGCAUCAAAUUGGGCGUCACCCAAGCUGACGUCGGUAAAGCUCUGGCCAAUCUCCGCUUGCCCGGCGUCGGUGCCCUGUCACAGAGUACUAUUUGCAGGUUCGAAUCGUUGACGUUGUCACACAACAACAUGAUCGCGUUGAAGCCGAUUUUACACGCGUGGCUGGAAGAAGCUGAAGCGCAGACGAGAAACAAGCGUCGCGAUCCGGAAGCGCCAUCGGUUCUUCCGGCUGGCGAAAAGAAGCGCAAGAGGACGUCGAUUGCCGCACCGGAGAAACGAUCUCUCGAGGCCUAUUUCGCUGUCCAGCCGCGUCCGUCUGGCGAGAAGAUCGCCGCCAUUGCCGAGAAACUCGACCUCAAAAAGAAUGUCGUCCGCGUUUGGUUCUGCAACCAACGCCAGAAACAGAAGCGCAUGAAAUUCGCUGCCCAACAGUCGUGCUGAAUCCAUCAAUUUUCCUUUUUCACGAGAAAAAGAACAAGUAAAUUUAAUUAGGUUAAAUUUUAAUUUAAAAAAAAGAAAAAAACGGAACCAAAGAAAAUUGAGUCAGUCAUUUAAUUGAUUUAUAUAUUUAUAUACAUAUAUAUAUCUAAUACGAAUAAGCUUAAAAAAAUGAUUACGUGUCCACUGGUCUGGUCAUUUCGAGUCCCUAAAUAUUCUCUGGUCACCACUAACGGGGGGGAAAGAAAUCCCGCAAUGUUUCUGUUUCAAUCAAAUUCAAAAUGUCUGUCCCCGCUUUGAUUUUGAUCCGACUGUCUUUGUUUUAAGCUAGAGUAUUAUUAUUAUUAUUCUACAUUCAUAGUAACAUAACGUGCUCAACGUCGAUCUCGAUUUAAACACAAACAUAUAAAUAUUUAAUCAAAUCUAUAGAAAUUCAUUUGACAUUAUAUCGAUACGUAUCCAUACGGUCCUUUAAAAACUAUUCUUGACGUGUGUAUACGCAACGUGUUCCCAAUUUUUAUUAACGUGUAAUAUUCGGCGCCAAUCAACAGGGUUUUCUCUUUUCAUCUUUGAUUUUGGUUUAUUUUUUUUCGUUUUUAGAUUAAAAACGAUUUUUGAUUUCUGCUAUGUGUCGUGCUGAUUUUAUUCUAUUUAUAUUAGCGUGCGAUUUUGUUGUUGUAAUGUUCGUCGCGGCUAAAAAAAAGCUUAAAUUACUGACAAGAUAAAAAACAAAAAAAAAAAUCAUUUUUCAUGCACACACGUCGUUAUUGAUCGUCCCUCCCAAUUUACCUUGGCCGUCGUGUCAAUGUGUAUAUAUAUUGAUCUCUUUUUCUCACAGUCUUUUAGCAUUCAUCAUAUUCAAACCAUAUAAUAUACAUGUGAUAUGAUCAAGAUUAUCGAGGAAGGGAAAAUAUAUAUAUAUAUAUAUAUGCGAUUAAAUAUAGCUAUAAAUGUAGAAAUAGCCAUACAUUGUGUUGUUGGGUCCAAUCUCCCCCCAACAAGUUGACUUCUUUGAACGUUCAUUUCGUCUUGAUUUUUAAGUCCCACGUUUUGAAAUCUUGUCAUCCUCUUUUUACUUGAUUUUUGGAGUUAUCACAUUAUUAUUAUGCUGUUUUUUUUGUUUUUUUUUUUAAUUCUCUGGUGUGUCUGUUUUCAUUCAAAUGGCUGGAGACGUGAACUCAAAAAAGCAAAAAAAAAAAAAACAGAAUUUGUGACGUCAAUAUUUCACCCAGUUGAUUGUUGUUUCGAUCUCUAAUAUUCCUCGGCCUGUUCCCGUCCCUGCGAAAAGUAAUCUUUUUCUCUGAAUAAAACAUUUCAUUCGGUUAUAAA
This is a messenger RNA of Daphnia magna, 6215 nucleotides long. Its product is annotated as POU domain, class 4, transcription factor 3. The coding region runs from base 3330 to 4889 and encodes 519 amino acids. Gene Ontology annotation, molecular function: DNA-binding transcription factor activity, RNA polymerase II-specific; RNA polymerase II cis-regulatory region sequence-specific DNA binding. The transcript is spliced from 4 exons. Gene Ontology annotation, biological process: regulation of transcription by RNA polymerase II. Lineage: Eukaryota; Metazoa; Arthropoda; Branchiopoda; Diplostraca; Daphniidae. The record is from RefSeq and is a predicted model, not a curated record.